AUGCUUCUCAAACUUUUAUAUCUCUAUGUAUUAUUUCUGGGCUCAAUUGGUGCUCAGAAGAAUGAUGGAAGUUCAGAAGUUGAGGGAGAUCGAAGCAGUGUUCCAGACAAAUUUGAUCAGCCGAAUUAUGGAUUUAUGUUGCCUGAGGGAUUUAAUGAGGUUAGAAAUCAAUUUUUUUUAAUUUUGAAAAAAAAGAAAAAAAAUUCCAGAACUCAACGCUUCUCGCCGUCGUCGAUUUCAUAACUCAAAAAAACCACGCAACCCCAAAAAUCGCCGUCAAUUUCGACGAACUCAAUUGGUUCGACAUUGGUGGAGUGCAAAAAACCAAGGCUGACAACGCUGAUGUUUAUAGUGCCACUGUGAUUUUGAAAGCUGGAAGUGAUGUUAAAGUGGAUAAGACAGAUCAGGGGAUUUAUAAGUUUGUGGUGGAAGCUCAAUUGGGGGAUAAUGUUUUGGCGACGACGAAUGUUGUGGUGGAAGUUUUGGCGUUGGCGCCGACGACGAAGCGAGUGAGGACUACUGAAGAUCCGAUUGAGAUUUCGAAUGUUGAAUUGGUGGCGGCGGAAAAUGAUGAUGAUUUGGUGCUUGGGGUUGGUGCUGAAGUUUCAACAACAUUUUCUGUAGAAGUAUCAACCGUGGUUGCAACUACACCAUCAGAAACAACUGCUGAAGUUCUAACAACAACUUCUGAAUCAACUACAUCUACUGAAGUUCCAACUACAACAUCGGAAGCAUCUGAAGAAUCUACAACAUCGGAAACAUCUAGUGAAUCUACAAUUGAUCUAGCAGGAACCCCUGAAUCCAAAGAAUCUACAGAAACAUCUUCUGAAUCUACUGUAGCUGUAGAAGUUACUACAACUUCAGAAACAUCUAGUGAAUCUAAAUCUACAUCUGAACUAGCAGAAACAUCCGAAGAAUCUACAUCUACAUCUGAGCCAGCAGAAUCCAAAGAAUUAAUAGAAACAUCUUCUGAACCUACUGUAGCUGUGGAAGUUGCUACAACUUCAGAAACCACUACUGAACCAGCAGAAACAUCCGAAGAAUCUACAACUCCAGAAGCCACUGAAUCAAAAGGAUCUGAUCAUCUUGAAUCUACUGUAGAUGUGGAAGUUGCUACAACUCCAGAAGCAUCUAGUGAAUCUACACCUGAGCCAGCAGAAACAUCUGAAGAAUCUACAACUCCAGAAGCCACUGAAUCAAAAGGAUCUGAAUCGAAAUCUGAUCAUCUUGAAUCUACUGUAGCAGAAGUUACUACAACUUCAGAAACCUCUACUGAACCAGCAGAAACAUCCGAAGAAUCUACAACUCCAGAAACCUCUAGUGAAUCUACAUCUGAACAAUCAGAAACAUCUGAAGAAUCUACAAGUCCAGAAGCCACUGAAAUAUCUGAUCAUCCUGAAGUUACCACAACUCCAACUCCCCUCGAAACAGACCCAGAACUUCUCACAAACAUCCCCGAAGAAGCGUCUGGAACUCAAGAAACCCCCUCAGAAGAUUCCCUCGAAGCUUCUGCGACUCAACCAUCUGUGGAGCCAACCACAAUCGAAUCAUCCGGUGAACUUCUGACCGAUGAAUCGCCAAUCGAAUCGCCCAUCACGAUUCUGCCCCUUUUGAAUCAUAUCGAUUCUGUUGAUCUGGAAAUUGAGGUUCUUGGAAAUCGGAAAAUUCUGGAUUCUAGGGCUGGAAGUCAGAUUAGAGGUCUUGUGAUUAUUCCGAAGUCUGCCACUAGAACUACAGUAGCAUUUUCCAUCGAACCGGAAGGAUUGGAGAUUCGCCCGAAGGUUUUGAGAACUGGUGAAAUUGCUGGGAUCUUUGUCAAUGAGAAGUUCAAUGCGUCUAGAAGAUCUUAUGAAAUUGUUGGGAAACUUGAGAAUGGUGCGAUUGUUAAAGAACCUCUGAAUUUGGAAGUUGCUCAGAAAUCUCGAAGUUCUGACAAGAUCUUUGAAUUGAAAGAAUAUGAAUUUUCUGUGCUGGAAUCGGCUGAAAAUGGAAGAACAAUUGGAAGAAUUGAUGAAAAUGAUAUGAAAAUAAUCGGAGAUUCUGCAAAAAGAUUUUCCCUCGUUGGAAAUUCAAUUAUCCUAACUUGCAGUGAAUUCGAUAAUGAGAAUUGUUUGCAAAAUUCCGCGCCCAGAAAAAUGUAUUCUUUGAUGCUUCUCCCGAAUAAUGGAACUUUGGCACCGGUUCAAGUAACAAUCAAAGUUCAAGAGAAGCCGGGGGAUUUGAGAACUUCGGAUGAUGUUUUGAGAAUUUCGGACAAUCGAAUAAUCAUUCCUUUUGUGAUUUUGACUGAUGUUGAGCCAAGGAUUUCUGGAACAGCUUCGAGGUUUUUAGGACUUCGGAAGACUUCGGAUAUGUAUCAAGUGCAAGUGAUAAAUUCAGCUGCGAGUGGGAAAUAUGAACUUGAAAUCCAAAUCCAGACCGAUAACCAAGACAAGAAAAAAACGAUCCCGGUGUUCGUUGAAAAUUCACAAUCGCACGCUCAUUUCAGAAAACCAAAAUAUUCCGCAAAAAUCGAUUCAUCCAAAAUAACCGAAGGCAAACGAAUCACUCAAGUCGAAUUAGAGGGUGUUCCCAUCGAUGAAGCCAAGAUAAUCAUACUUAGCGGAAAUCCCGGUUGGGUUACUGUAGAGGGUUACGGUGGGCGAGUUAAGGUGAAUAGUUUUGAUGGCGAGGUUUAUCAGGGAAAAUAUACGUUGAGAAUCGGAGCGAUUGAUAAGAAGACGCUGAUGAUUUUGACUGAAACUGAGGUGGAAAUUGAAGUUGUUAAUGGGAAAUUGAAAAAGAAUGAGGAAGAAGUCACUGCAAAACUUCUGGAAACAACCUUUGAUCGAGAAACUUUUGAGGAAAAUUUUAAAAUCCCCCUGGAAAGUCCUGAUUUUAUAUUGUCUGAAGAUUCCUUUGCAAUUAAUGAAAUUGGCAAGCGAGAAAUCUAUGAGCCAAUGAAUAUUAAGAUCAAUAAAAACACCGUGGAAAUCAGGAAAGUCGAGGGAUUACGAAUUAUCAGCUUCAACUUGAUCAACAAAAAUACCAAAUUAAUAGUGUUGAUUCGACUUGUAUCAACUCCAGCGUAUCUUGAGAAACAAGAAAAACUUCGAGCUAAACCGAUUUAUCCGGAGGAAUUGAUGGAAGUUUAUAUGCCUGAGGAAAUGGAGAAAGGAAGAGUUGUAGGAGUGUUCCCGGCUGUGAUUCCAACAUCGAAUUUGAGAACAAGAUCGAGGAUUGAGGGAGGAAUGAGAGAAGCUUUUAACUUCAAUGAGGAAACUGGAGAAUUGAAGAUCAGGAAAGUUAUUGAUUAUGAAAGUUUGCCAAAUCAACAAAGAAGUUUUGAUCUGAAAUUGAUAUCAGGUGAAAAAGGUUAUGAAUCGGAAGGGAUUCUUCGAAUUCAUGUGGUGGAUAUUGAUGAUAACCCGCCCUUAAUCACCCGAGAACAAAUCAAUACUGUUAGUUUGCCCGAAGAUCUACCGGGUGGCGCGAAAAUUGCGGAAUUUGAUGUGACAGAUCCGGAUGGCUCACGGAGUUUUGAAGUUUUUCUGGAAGGUCGGGGAAGUGAGCAGUAUUUUGCCAAUAUUGUAAGAGUUCUGGGGAAUUUUUAAGAAAAAAAUGGUGUUUUUUUUUUUGCAGACAAAUUCCGGACUCCUGUCGAUAUUCCUGGCUCAAAACGCGAAAUUAGACCGUGAAGCUCUGGAUUCGAACGCAUUGAUUGUUCGAGUUGAAGAUAUGAGUGGAAAUUCGGAUCGGGUUAUAAUCCCAAUUCAAAUUCUUGAUGUUAAUGAUAAUGCGCCGCGGUUUUCGAGGAAAAUGUAUGAGGUUGAAGCGGUGGAAAAUUGGCCAAAGGGGGUGGUUUUGGAGAAGUGAGUUUUGAAAAAAUUAGAAAUUGGAACACACCUCGGCCAAGCCGUGGCUGGCCAGAGUACAAUUUUUUGAAAAAUCUGAAUUUCAGUUUUUAGAGGUCAAAAAUUGAAAAAUAACAAUUUUUAGAGGAUAAAUCUGAAAAAUUCACCAUUUUUGUACUGUAAAAAGUUAGCGUGCAAUUUUUUAUUGUGGAAACCACGAUUUUGGCCGAGGUGUGAAUUGGAAAUUAUUGAAUUUAUUUUAAAUUAAUUUUGACGUGAACUUUUUCACGUGGAUUUUUGGAAUUUAAUUUUUAUAAAAAAAAUAAAAAAAUUGGUUUAUUUUUUAUUUUUUGUGGAUUGGAAAAUGGCAGGGCAAUUGAAAUUCUAGGUAUGAUAUAAGGCACAUUUUUAGGCCCUUUUAGGCUUGUCUUAGGCUUGUCAACAUUUCAGGCCUGAUUGAGGCAUUUAAAAUUAGGCCCAUCUUAAUUUCAGGCCUCAAUUAGGCUUGUCAAAGUUUUAGGCUCAGCCUAAAUUCUGUAAAAUUAAGCCAGAUAUGUUCAAUUUAGGCUUGUCUAAAUUUCAGGCCUCAUUUAGGCUUGACAAAAUUUCUAGGCUUGAUUCAGGCAUAUCGAAUUAGGGCUGUUUUAAGAUUCGAUCUUAGGUUUGUCUAAAUUUCAGGCCUAAUUUAGGCUUGUCAAUAUUUCUAGGCUCAACCUAAGAUGCCUUAAAUUAGCCCAAGAACUUCUAUGUUAAAUUAAGGCUUGUCUGGAUUCCACGGCUUAUUUUAGGCUUGUCAGGACUUUAAAAAUUUCAGGCCUCAUUAAGGCUUGUCAAAAAUUCAGGCCCAACCUGAAAUGCCUUAGCGGAGGAACUUCUAUGUUCAAUUUAGGCCUGUCUAGAAUUUCAGCCUUGAUUCGGGACUCAAAAUUUCAGGCCUCAUUUAGGCUUGCCUGGAUUCCAAGGCUCGUUUUAGGCCUGUCAGAAAUAUCAGGCCUCAUUUGGGCUUGUCAAAAUUCAACCUGUCUUUUUCCAGAAUCCAAGCCACAGACCCCGAUCUCGGCCCAUCUGGAAACAUCCACUUCUCCCUCGAAGGAUCACCUCCAAAUCUCCUAUCCAUCAAUGAAACAUCGGGACUUCUGACAGUUUCCGGAGAUUUGAUGGGACUUUCACGCGCAGAACCAUAUGCUAUUCGAAUCAUUGCACAGGAUUCCGGGAGUCCGCCGUUGAAUUCGAGCGCGGUUUUGAAUUUGAGAGUGAGGAGCAAGGAUGAGUUGAUGAGUCAGCCGAUUGUGGAAUUUGUGAAUUUGAAAAAUCGAUUUGAUGUUGAGGAGGUGAGCUUUUUUAAAGCUUUGGAAGGCUUCUGGAAGUUCACACCGAAAUUUAAUUUUCCAGAACAUUCCCGACUCCCAAAAAAUCGCAAAAAUCGAAGCUCGUGUCAAAGGUUCACGCGAAGAUGGAAUUUUUCUCGAAUACACUUUGAAAGAUCUGAUAUCAGAUCAGGAAUCGUUCCAAAUCGAUAAAACAUCUGGCGAGAUUUUUGCAACACGGCCUAUCGAUUAUGAAGAGGCACAGGAUUACACGGUGAGUUGGGGGGAAAGGGUUUUGAAAUUGAAAUCGGAAUCGACUUAUGACCUGGCUGAUAAGAGGAACAAUGUUAUUUGUUUUUUAUUUAUUUUUUUUGAUCGAACAUUUUCGAGUUUUUUUUUUUGCUUUUCUAUUUAUUUUUCGGAUUUUAUUCAAUUGACUUUGCAUUUUCGAACAAGUUUAUUUGCGGAGGUGGACAACGAUCAAAAGGUAAGGAUUUGUUACACUUCACAGGGUUUUAUGUGUGAUUUAAAUGUGACCCUAAACCAUUUAUAAUCCUAUUGGAAAUAUUUCUUCGACCCCUGGUUCUCACAGAUUUUUUCUGGUAGAUCAUAAAAAUCUCUAAAUUUUGAUUCUGAAUUUGUUAAAAAAUUUUCAGAUUCAGAAUUUUAGACAUCUGAGAAUUUCGCUCAAAAACCCUUUUUAGACCAAAAACAUAUAUCUACAGUAACCCCUAACUACAGUAAUCUCUACUGAAUCUGAUUUAUUGGGGACCUCUAUAUCAGAUUUGCUAAAAAUUCUCUCCCUAGAAUUUUAAGGAAUCUUAGAUCUACAGUAACCCAAGAUCUACAGUAACCCUAGAAAAAUCAAAGAUUACUAGCUCUACAGUAACCCUAGCUCACUCAAAGAUCACUAGCUCUACAGUAACCCUAGGUCACUCAAAGAUCACUAGCUCUACAGUAACCCUAAUUCUGUUUCUAUCUACAGUAAUCCGAUUCCUCCAGUUCUCUUCUUUUCCAAAAAUUUUUGUCUCAAAUUUUUGAAGUUUGCUUUUCUUAUCAAUUAGUGUCAAUCGAAACUUCUUUUUUUUUUCGUUUUUUUUUUCAAAAAAAAAAACAUUUUUAUAACUCUUCUUUCUUUCUCAAAAAAAGUUCCGUUUGGUCAGGAAAAUCGAUGAGUCAAGGCAAUAUUUGCAUAUUUCAUUUCAUUUUGAAACUAUAUUUUAUUUUAUUUUAUUUCAAACUUUCAAAUAUUUACACUUGAGAGACACUUUUUUGUUGGCUGUAACUGUAAACAACCAAAAAAAAUGCAGUGUUCAAAAUUUUUGAGGACCGAUUAACUAAUUCAACUUGUCACGCCUUCAUUUAAUGUGACUCGCUUCUUUUUUUUUUGAAGGAGGAAAAAGGAACGUGUGUUUUUUGAGAUUCUGAAAUUUUUAUCAGAAAUAUUUUGGCUUAAAGUUAUAGGAUAAAAAAAUUGUUUUCUGAAGCUAAAAAAUUUUGAAUCCUUUUUUAAGACUUUUUUGAUUUGAGAUUAAGGCUUGUUAAGGUUAAGGUUCAAUUUACAGCUUGAAUUAUUGAAGGCAAAACUGUGCGCAGUAGUUGCAUUUAAGCCACGCCCACUUUGUUCAAGCUCCGCCCCCAGUUCCCAAAAAAUUCCAGUCCACUUAUACCUCUGAACUAUGUAGGUAUUUAUAAAAUAAUAUAAUAUAUUCUAUGAUGUUCAAGAGGUACUUCCUUCUCCUGUCACAUGAUUUUGAUCCAUAAUCUUCUUUCGGAAUUCGAAUUCCGAAAUAAGUGCAUGGUCUCCGAUGAUUUUCCAAAUGUAAUUGGGGUUACGAACUUCAAUUAAACAUGUUCCUUUUUUUUGGGAAAUUAAACCGAACAUUUUCAUUCAAAUUAUGUAGGUCUCUCUGACUAAUGGAACUUCUUUUUUUUUCGAUUCUGAUCGAAUUAUAGUUGUUGUUUUUUUCUCACGAAAAUUAUAAGUUAUAAAUUUUUCAAGGUCAAUUUUCAACCAUUUUUAGGCUAGAUAAAUAAUAAAAAAAAUUUAAAAAAAAAGAAAAAAAAUUGUGCGGCGGGCGGGGGUCGAACCCCGGCUCCUUGAACAAAACGCACGCAUGUAUACCACUCGGCCAUCUAGCUAUUUCUUGAAGCCAUAGAAAUUUUCAUAUUUAAAUGGCUCGCUUGAAUUUCUGUUUUCUCGAUGUUUCCCAUGAAAAUUUUAAAUUUUCAAGGUCAACAAUUUUCUCCUUUCACUAAAUGAAUAAGUAAAUAAAUAGAGAUGAUCAUCAAAAAAUGUGUACAGUUAUUUGGGAAAAAAAUUGAUGAUCAUGCUCCAAAUCUCAAGUGCUCUCUGCUCUCUCCAGAGAAAGAGAGAGAGCUCCCAAACACAACUUUUUUGUGCUCUUUUCCUCAUCAUUUUCUAGCGCAUGCCCAGAAUUACUGUCCAAAUAUGUCGUCGCCUCAUUUUUUUUUCGCGCCAUUGAGCAAAUCAUGUUGUUCGGUGUGUAAAAGAGAGCGAAAAUGAAAGGGGGUAACUGGUAUUUUUCGGGGUGUUGCGCAAUUUUUCCAACCAAAAUUCUAUCGUACAUAUUGUUCACUUUUCGUUGUGGUUCAAAGAUUUUCGACAAAAGCGCGCUAGAAAAAAACGUGGGAGGAGUGGGGGCGUUUCUUUCAAAAUGUCAAUAUGCAAAUGAAGAUUUCUGAACUGUAUGAUUUUUGUUCGCCAUACGUUUUUUCCGGUGAAAAUUAGGUUUCAAUAUUUUUCGAAAAAUUUUUUUUGUGAUUUUUCUGAGAUGAAAAUUUUCUGGGUUACAAAAAAUUUCGAAAUUUGGUUUUUGGGAUUUUUAAAAUUGGGGAGCUGUUUCAGCAUGAGCUAUGGCGUGGCAAAGUUCGGAAUCCCAAUUUUUCUGAAUUUUACAAUAGAAAAUGCUUUUCUCAGGAAAAAUAUGAAAUCUGUGAGUUUAGCUUUUUAAAAAAAAUUCUAAAAUUUCAAAAAUUCAAAAGUUUUAGUUCAAAUUCCAACUUUGCCACAAUAUAACUCAUAUUAAGAGUUGAAAUUUGCAGUUUUAGAAAACGGGAUCGUGGUUAGCGGAUGAAAAUUACUAGAAACCAUAAAUUUUAUUGAAAAUCUUGAUCCCAAGUUGAAAUAGUUCCUUUGUUACAGAGAGAUCCAACAUUUUUUUCGAAAAAAUAAAUCAAGGAUGUUUUUUUCUGCAUUCAGAUUUCGAAAAAAAAUUUCAGUUAGUUUCAGAAAAUCACAAAUUUUCUCCAGAUAAUAGGGGAUGAUUCAAGUCGAAAAAAAAUAAAACAAAAAAUUUCGAUUCAGAAAAUGUCCAAAAAAUUUAUUUUUUCCUAUUUUCUGACUUUUUUUUUUAGAUAUUUUUCAUUUAUGUGUGGAAAACAUGUCAAAAAAUAGGAAAAAUUUUAGUUUUUUGACAUUUUCUGAACCGAAUUUUCCUUCCUAGUUUCAUUUUUUAUCAAAAUUUCACAAGUUCCAUCAAUCAUUUUUCCAACCAUUACAGUUUUUUUUUCCUUUUUUCCUAUCACUUGCAAAAUUCCAUUGUUACUUACUUACUCAAAUUCAUUCCACUUCACUUCAAAUUUUAUCAUCAAAAAUCCGCAAACAUUGUUAGAUAAUCGAAACUUUUCUUUUUUUACCUCCCUACAUUAAAAUGUUGUUUGCGUUCCUUCGUUCCUUCAAUUCCACUUGAAUUUUUUUUACAAAUUUAUUUUAUUUUAUUCUAGUAAUAAAUCCAAGACUCUCUCUAGAGUCGCCUGAAAACGAAAAGGUAAGAAAAUCUCACUUUUUCGGCACAUGUAAUUAGAAUAAAAACUAGUGGUUUUCCGUUUUCUCACAAAUUGUACGAAAUUCACAGAAAAUCGUAACGAUGAUCGUUUAUUUGUUGUGUUUAUCUAUCUUUUUGUCCACUUCUAAAGUAUUUAUCUAACAAGAAUUUCUUGAUUUUUGUGUUGAAUUGUAAAAAAAAACAUGGAUCGUAAGUUCAAGGAAGAAAAUUCUGGCCAAGUUACAAGGCUCUGAAUUUCAGAACUCUAUAGAUGUUCCUGAAAAAGAUUCGAUGAAAAUCUUGAGGUUCAGAUCAAUUUUCAGAACUUUGGAGCCUUGUAACGUGGCCAGACAAGUUUUGGGAAUCAAUCUGUAGAUUUUCCGAACUUUAAGUGCACUUCUAACCAUAUUUUUCUCCACAAAACCCUUAAAAAACCUAUUCCAGAAAUGGGAAAGCUUGAAAAAAUUGGUCGAAGUAUCCUCAAAAAAAUCAACAAUACAACUCGCCGUCGUGCUCUCACUCCUCAACAAAAUCCACAUCAAACAUCAUCAGAUGAAGAGGUUGAGAAUCAAAAAAAUCAGCGAAAAAAGACGAGUUCAAUGCCAGAUGUAUCAUCAUCUUAUGUUCAUAAUUUCACAGUGAAUACUGAACCCUCAGUUCCAAUCAUCAGAAUUCCUCCACAACAAUCCUCACCGCGAUCUAAUACAACAACUUCUGAUGGAGGAUAUACCACUGAUGAUACAUUGAAUGUUGAGAUAAAAUCGGAUUCACAGGGAUAUUAUUCGGCUAGUUCACUUAGUCCAACAUUAGAAGUUCCUAAGAGAUAUGAGAAAUAUCCGAGGAUAAAUGUCGCCUCGAAAUCCCACUCAGAUCUUUUACGAGCCAUUGAAGUUCCCAUAAUUCUACCAGAUCCUAGUAAAUCAGUCAGCAACUUGGCGAGCUUGGAACCUUCAGAUCCAAUCGAAAGAUUUUUGAAGAGAUCAAUUUAUAAAACUAAGAUGAUUACAACGGUUUUUGAGGCGAAAAAUGGGGGAUUUGAGGAGAUUUAUGAGGAUGUUUGUGAUGAAAUUGAUCGAUGGUUUGAGACGAAAAAUAUGAUGGCGGUGGCGUGUGAAAUGCAUUGGUCAGUGCCCAAGGAAAAGAGAUCGAGGCAAUUGGAAUGCAAGUGAGUCUUCUGAAUCGGAGCGAAGUAUUUUUUCAAAAAAAAAAUCGAUAUUCAUCUCAAAGUUGACGAAAAUACUCAAUUAAUAAAAUUACGAAGGUCGAAAAAUUUUUAAACGAAAAAAAAAAACACAACAUAGCUCCACCGAAAUAAACACGCAACGCAGACCGCGCCGCGCCACAAUACACACAAACAAGGGAGGGAAUUUGAAUCGUUCCCUUGUGUUGUGGCGCGACGCGGUCUGCGUUGCGUGUUUAUUUCGGUGGAGCGCGUUUUUGUGUUUUUUCUCGUUUCAAAUUUUUUUUCGAGCUAAAUAAGUACAUUCGAAUUUUAUUGAUUGAAAAUUUGAAGUUUUUAGCUACAAAAUUAAUUUUUGAUUGAGGAGUUUUGUUAACUUUGAUUCAAGUCGAAAAAAAAAUAAUUAAAAAAAAAUUUUUGACAAAAAUUUCGAUUCAGCAAAUAUCAAAAAAUAGGAAAAAAUACAGUUUUUCGACAUUUUCUGAAUCAAAAUUUUUUGUAAAAAAAACUUUUUAUUAUUUUUUUUCACCCCAUAAAAUUCAUAUUUUCCAGACUAAAAGAGAAACUUCUCAACGCUCUACGUGAAAACAACAAAAGACUUUUGUACAUGCGAGGAAUGGGUCGUGGAAAAACACCGAUCAAAUUAGCCGAAUCCAAAACCGUUGAGAAUAUUACCAGAGACAAACCAACUGAUUCAGUCAGAGGUAGGCUUAGAAUCUCUUCCCAGAUCCAAUUGUUUUUGCAGGAAUUUAUCAACGAAGUUACACUCGACUUCUACCGUACCUUCACAAAGAAACGCCUGAAUGGCAUUCACAAUAUUGGACCCUGAAAGAUAUGAAACACCUUGAAGAGGAACAAAACAAUAAUAACAAUUUGCAACAACCCGAACCGCAACAUUUUCUUUUUGAUGAACGGGAUCCGGAUGUGUUGGAAAAUACAUCGUUGAUUUCGCUGAAUAUUAUUGGAUUGAGUAUUUUGGGCAAUUCGAGAGGUUCCAAUUAUUUUGAUCAGAUUUGAGAUGAAGAAAUAAAUAUAAUAUAUUACGGGUUGAUUUUUUUGUUUUUUUUGUGUGUAUAAAUAAAUAUUCAAAUUUCUCAUUUUAUAUUUUUCUUCUAGGAUCUGCGCCUUGAGAUCCUCUCCCGCAAGCAGCCGAGCCUUGAGAUUCCCUCUAGCAGGGAACCGCGCCUUAAGAGCUCAGUUCUCAAGAAGCCACGCCUAGAGCGUUUGAUUUUCUCGGAACCGCGUCUAGAGAUCCUCUUCCUCAAGCAGCCACGCCUACUCUGUCUGUCAAGCAGCCGCGCCUAGAGCGUUCAAUUGUCUCGGACCCGCGUCCAGAGAUCCACUCUGACAAGGAACGGCGCCUUGAGAUCCCCCUCCUCAAGCAGCCGUGUCUAGAAAUCAUCUUCCUCAAGAAUCCGCGUCUUGAGAACCUAGUUCUCAAGUAGCCGCGCCUUGAGAUCUUCAAUACCAAGAAGACAAGCCUAGAGAGUUCAAUUGUCUCGGACCCUCGUCUAUAGAUUUACUCUGACAAGGAACCGUUCCUUGAGAACUUCAAUGCCAAGCAGCCACACCUAGAAAGUGCAAUUGUCUCGGACCCGCGUCUAGAAAUCCUAUGUCUCAAGCAGCCGCGGCUAGAAAAUUUAUUUGUCAAGAAUUAGCGCCUACAGAGCAUGGAUCUCAAGUAGUCGCGCCUUGAGAUUCUUUUUCUCAAGCAGUCGCGCCUUGAGAUCCACCUCCUCAAGCAGCCGCGUCUAGAGACUCUAAUUUUCAAGCAUCCGCGCCUUGAGAUUCUCCUAAAGCCCCCUCAAACCUCAUCUAUCAAAUUUUCCAGCUCCUGGUCACUGCCACAAAUCCCGCUGAUCCCACACAAACCGCUUCAACAAUAAUCCAUCUAGAUAUCAUAAACCUGGAAGAUAAUUCUCCCGAAUUCCCCAAAAGUGCCACAAGAGUUUUUGAAGUUCCAACCAACACUUCAAAAUCAACAGCAAUCGGAAGAAUCGUGGCCUAUGACGCUGACAAAAAACCAAUUUUCUAUUAUAUUAUUCCAAGUUGUGGCUCGGAAAUGGCCGCGAAUUUUACAAUUGACCACGAGUUCGGAGAAAUCGUCUAUCAUCCUCAGAAACCUACCCAAGAAGUUUCUGGAAGAGUUGAGAUUUGUAUUUUGGCGGAUUCUAGAGAAAAUGUUGAUUUGGUGGAUGUUUUUUAUGAUUCGACAGCUAAAAAUAUGCAAAAAAUUACUGUUGAAGUUCGAGGAAAAGAUCUAGAGGAGAAGGAAAUUCUGGUUGAAGCUCAGAAAUUUUCGCAAGUUGGAGAUAGCUUACAAAAUAUUGAGAUUCCUAUUGAUUUCAACGGUCAAGCGCAAGAUUUUGAACUGGAAACUAUCAAUUUUGUACCGUAAGUUUCUGAUUUAUCGUUUCCAAUUCAAAAAUCAGCAAUAUAUUUCUAGAGCAAAUUAUGAGCUUGGUCGUGAUAUGAUUUCUCCCGAAGGAUCUGUUGCCCUCAACAAAAAUACCGGAGAACUUGCAGCAACUCCACGCAUCCUCGAUGCUCCCCAAGGGAUCUACAUUGCGCAGCUCAAAAACGGGAGAGGAAUUCGAGAACUUCAUCAUAUUCGAGAUGAUCGCAAGUUGAAAUAUGUUUUGGCGAUGGAAAGAAAUGAGUUUGGAGCGAAUAUGGAGAAAUUGAAGAGACAACUUCGGGAAGCGUUGAAAUCAAUGGAUGUUUAUUUUUCGGAGCCAUUAAGGGAUUCAAAGAAUUCUUCAUAUACUUCGGUGUGUUUUUAUAUUACAAAAGAUAAUGCGAUUUUUGGAGGAUAAACAAAUGAGUGCACUUUUAUCGAAUACAAAUCAAUAUAUCGAUAAGAUUCAUCAUAUUUUCAAAGUUGUUAAUGUUGAUCAAUGUACGCAGGCAAAACCAUUGCAAAUUUCAAAUGAUAUUCCACUAAAUACUUUUAUUCUUAUAAGUAUUGUUGCUGUUUUGAUUUUGAUUCUUGUUGCAUUAAUUGGUUAUAUUUGCUGUGUUGCUAGAUAUCGAAGAAGUCUUGAAGAGAAAUUGAAAACUCCUUAUUACAAAUCUCCUGGUUCUCAAUCAUACGCUCCAACUACAUCUUCUCAUACAAUUGGUUAUUAUUAA
Molecule: messenger RNA, 13240 nt
Organism: Caenorhabditis angaria
Lineage: Eukaryota; Metazoa; Nematoda; Chromadorea; Rhabditida; Rhabditidae
Source: the annotation of a GenBank genome assembly